Molecule: messenger RNA, 1483 nt
Organism: Chionomys nivalis (European snow vole)
Lineage: Eukaryota; Metazoa; Chordata; Mammalia; Rodentia; Cricetidae
Gene: Asphd1
Product: aspartate beta-hydroxylase domain containing 1
Exons: 3
Coding region: 252-1331 (359 amino acids)
Source: RefSeq, a predicted model, not a curated record
GGGGGGGCAGGAGUGCAGUGGAGGGAGGAGCGGUGAGGGGGAGAUAGAGGGUGGAGAGAGAGGAGAAGCAGAGGGAGAGGAGACAGAGAAGGAGAAAGAAGAGAGGGGUCAUAGAAGAGGACUAGAGCCACCUCAGAGUGGAGACAGUCAAAUAGAGAAAGAAAAGGAAGAGGAGAAAGGGAGAACUAGAGGGAAGUGAGGGAACCGGCUGUUGAGUGGCCUGCAGGAGGAGAGAGGGAGCAGGAGUAGGGAUGUGGAAGGGCAGGAACCAGGAAGCAGUCAUCGAGGGGACAAGGGAAGAACUGGGGGGACCCGGGAGCUGGGGUCUAGAAGAUGCAGGCCCCUUGGCCAGGGCCUCUUUGCCUAUCGUGUUUCCAUGGCCACUGCCUCUAGGUUCCUCAGCUCUUACGGUGCUCCUGGGAGCCCUCACUUCUCUGUUCCUUUGGUACUGCUACCGUCUGGGUUCCCAAGACAUGCAGGCCCUGGGGGCUGGGAGCCAAGCUGGAGGUGUUAAUGGUGGGCCUGAGGUAUGCUCUCAGAUGGGCCCAAGGGGCUCUGGGGAUCCUGGGGAAGGACCCAGGGCAGAAGGUCUAGUUAGCCGGCGACUUCGGGCCUAUGCCAGGCGCUACUCCUGGGCUGGGAUGGGCAGAGUGAGACGGGCAGCUCAUGGAGGUUCUGGCCUGGCAGGAGGGACAGGGCUCCUGGGCAUUCAGCGCCCAGGCCUACUUUUUCUACCAGACCUGCCUUCGUCCCCCUUUGUGCCACGUGAUGCCCAGAGGCAUGACGUGGAACUCCUACAGAGCAGCUUCCCCGCCAUUUUGCGGGACUUUGGGGCUGUGAGUUGGGACUUCUCAGGGACUACCCCUCCGCCUCGGGGCUGGUCCCAAUCCCUGGCCCCCGGGUGCUACCAGCUCCUGCUGUACCAAGCAGGCCGGUGCCAACCCAGCAACUGCCGGAGGUGCCCAGGAGCCUAUCGCGCACUGAGGGGGCUGCGGAGCUUCAUGAGUGCCAAUACCUUCGGCAAUGCUGGCUUUUCCGUUCUCCUGCCUGGGGCCCGGCUUGAGGGCCGCUGUGGACCCACCAAUGCUCGGGUUAGAUGCCAUCUGGGCCUGAAGAUCCCCCCUGGCUGCGAGCUGGUUGUUGGUGGAGAGCCUCAGUGCUGGGCUGAAGGGCACUGUCUCCUGGUGGACGACUCCUUCCUGCACACAGUGGCUCAUAAUGGGUCCCCUGAAGAUGGGCCUCGAGUGGUCUUCAUUGUGGAUCUCUGGCACCCCAAUGUGGCUGGGGCUGAACGCCAAGCUCUUGACUUUGUCUUCGCGCCAGACCCUUGAGAGAAGUGGCUCCCUUCCAGCACCUGAGCUGGAUGCUGCUGCACCCAAGGACGGCUUGCGUGGUGGUCAGGACCUCCUUUCCACUAGGAGGGGGCAGCAGGGUGUGACUUACUCUGCCAACACUGAAAUACAAAUCUGGAAUCCUCUCCACC